Messenger RNA from Plasmopara halstedii, 207 nucleotides. RefSeq lists its product as uncharacterized. The transcript is spliced from 2 exons. Bases 1 to 207 code for a protein of 68 amino acids. The record is from RefSeq and is a predicted model, not a curated record. NCBI's taxonomy places the organism in Eukaryota, Oomycota, Peronosporomycetes, Peronosporales, Peronosporaceae.
AUGGAGCAAGCUGCAGUCCAUACCCAAAACAUGCAUGUGUGCAUUCUAGGUGCAGAAGUACGGAAUGGUGCUCCUGCUAAGCGGAUCGCCCUUUACCGCGUUUACAUGAAUAAGUACAAUAUACGUAAAGUUGACUUUAUGCACUGUGUGCACUGUUUGGACCAUCUUGACGACUUAGGUCUGCGAACCGUGUGCGCGCCGAGUUAA